This is a messenger RNA of Halichondria panicea, 1198 nucleotides long. RefSeq lists its product as uncharacterized. The record is from RefSeq and is a predicted model, not a curated record. The transcript has 6 exons. NCBI's taxonomy places the organism in Eukaryota, Metazoa, Porifera, Demospongiae, Suberitida, Halichondriidae. Gene Ontology annotation, molecular function: protein binding. Bases 1 to 1086 code for a protein of 361 amino acids.
AUGCUUUCUCCACCUCCUCCGAUAGUACCGCCUGCUCUACCGACUUCACUAACAGUCGCUAGUAUCAAUACAACACGUUACAAUAUCACAUGGACUCUCACUCACACCACACCCGAUCAACAAGCCUCCACCCUGUUCAUUAAUUACCGUCUCCCAACCGUCUCCUGCCAUCAUUCAGGUAACAUGGUGCCCUCCUCAGUCAGUGAGAUCUUUGUUUUUGAGGUGGAGCCUGGUAAUGAUUACACUCUCUCUCUGACAGCUGCCAAUGUGGACGGGAGUGUCAGCACUGAUCCUGUAGUGUUCACCACUCCUGCAGCAGCUCCCCUCAUCAUCUCUGCUGAUGUUCAACGUCUCAACUCGACUGCUUUAAGCCUCACCUUUGACCUGCACUACACUGGAGGAGGUGACAUCACUACCAUCUCUUUAUCAGUCAAUGGACGUACUUUCCCGGUCAGUGACGUGCGAUCAACGUCCCGGAACACAUUGACGGGAAUGGUGGUCAGUGACAAGGUCAAGAGUUUGGAGUAUUCGACUGACUUGGAGUUCUCUGUAUCUCUCACAAACCAGCGAUCUCUGACAAUGGCGGCCAGCACUAGACAGAGCUUCAUUCUCCCUGGGGCCCCGACUGUGCAAAUGUCCAUCACGGAGACCUACAUCAUUCUGCAAGUGACGCUGUCAGAAAUAGCCACAGAGCCAAUAGAAUAUAUCGUUGUGGAGAUACGUGAUAGUACCCAACUAGUUGCUAUGAGUAAUCGUACUGGAGCAUUCUCACGAGGGGAGGUGGUUGAAGUGACUGUUGGUGGGUUGAGCCCGGGAACACAGUACACAGCUGUGGCUUACGGGGUCAACGCUGGCGGUGCGGGGGAACAAAGCAGUCUGUUUACAUUCAACACGGCUGACUCCAGCAUGAUACUGUCCCAGGAGGCCGUGAUAGGUGUCACCAUUGUGGGCUCGGUGGUAGGUACCGUUGCCUUGGUGUUGGCCAUCAUAGGCUGUUUCUACUGUAUCAGGCGAUGCAAGACCGGGGGAGGGAAGAAGUACUGCAUUGCAGAAGCAAUCGGCUUUACAAAUGGUCAGAAGAAUUGAAGUGAAGUUUGAAGUGAAGCCAGUUGAAAAACUUUAGCUGUAGAUAUGAAUAUUAGUAAUUAGAGCUGUGAUUAUAACGUUUUCAGGGAUUUUACUGUUUUUGGAUGCGAUA